This is a messenger RNA of Phytophthora nicotianae INRA-310, 453 nucleotides long. RefSeq lists its product as hypothetical. Bases 1 to 453 code for a protein of 150 amino acids. The transcript has a single exon. Lineage: Eukaryota; Oomycota; Peronosporomycetes; Peronosporales; Peronosporaceae. The record is from RefSeq and is a predicted model, not a curated record.
AUGUUAGGCGCGGUGGGCGGCCGCGCCACCCGGAAGACCUGCAGCCGCUGGAGUCGUUGCCCCGUACGCCUCCGCGCAGUCCGGAACGCACUACUCGAUGCUCCCAGAUAUAGGCCAUUGGGCCAAGCCAACGCACGAGAUACUGGCGGUGCAGAGGGAUGGGGUCGUCGCGGGCGGGAGCCCCGCGACCCGAACGCGUACACUGGGGAGCGGCACGAUGAUCGUCGUGCCCCAAGAUCACCUCCACGAUAUGAAGGACGUGGCCAUCACUAUCAACAAGUGGUGCAGGGCCGUCACGCUGGAACCGUGCAGCGUGACCAGCGCGAGGAGGCCGAGGCUGUCCGAAGCCGGCAGCGCGCGAUGGAGCGGUUGAGUCGUCUGGAACGCGAGAUGGCGGAGCUGCGCAGGGAGCUGGAGGAGCCUCCGCGCCCUGAGCGGGGGAACCACGAUUGA